UAGAGAAUAAACAAAGACAAAGUUCAUCUGCGUCAAUCAUUCUUAUAAAUGGGAGAUCUCCCUCUGUCCAGCCUGUGCUUCACUGCUUGUGGUUGAUGAGACGCACUGUAAGCUGCAGCCAGUAGAAGUUCACCAUGAUGCGGGCAGCCCUGGGUAUCUGGAUCUUAUCAGCAGUGGUCUGUGUGGGAAGAAGCCAUCACCAUAUAGACCACCACGACCAGGUCAAAGAUCAAGCAGACCAAGACACUGCACUCUCACUGGUGACCUCCGCAAACAAAGAUUUUACCUACCGACUGUACAGGAAGUUAGCUGCUCACGCUGACUCACAAGGCAAGAAUAUCUUUUAUUCACCAAAGAGUGUGUCGGUCGCAUUGGCUGCCUUGUCUGUGGGCGCGCGGGGGGAGACCCACCAGCAGCUUUUCAGGGGCCUGGGUUUCAACAACUCCCUACUGACACAGGCAAAUGUAGACGAGGCUUUCCACACACUACUCGAAAGGGUAAACAAUAUGUCACAAGAAGACACCAGUGAAGGGACCGCUCUGUUUGUGCAUAACAACUUCAAGCCACACCCUGAUUUCCUGGACGUCUUGAAGAAGUCCUACCUCGCAGAAGGGUUUAAUGUUGACUUCACCAAUACCAUAGACAGCGCCAAUACCAUCAAUAGCUAUGUGGCAGAGAAGACUCACGGGAAGAUAGACAAGCUGGUCGACACCCUGGAUGCAAGCACAGUCAUGUAUCUCAUCAGUUACAUCUACUUCAAAGGGAAGUGGCAGAAUCCAUUUGAUCCCCAGAACACCAAGGAUGAUGAGUUCACUGUGGAUGAGAACACCAAGGUUCCAGUCCAGAUGAUGAAUAUGGAGAAGGAAGUUGACGUCUAUUAUGACCAGGCGAUUAACACAUCAGUCCUCCACCUUCCCUUCAACAGCUCCUACUCCAUGAUGCUGUUGUUACCCGACGAUAUGGCGACACUGGAGAAUGCCAUUUGCCCAGGCCAUGUCACCAAAUGGCUGAAGUGGAUGAAGUCCAGGAAAUAUGACAUAUUUGUUCCAAAGUUCUCCAUCAAGACUUCCUACAAGCUGAAUGACGUGUUGACUGAAAUGGGAAUGACAGACAUGUUUGGUGACACGGCAAAUCUGACUGGCAUUUCAGAGGGGCAAAAACUGGCAGUGUCCGAGGUUGUGCACCAAGCCACCCUGGAUGUGGAUGAGGCCGGAGCCACUGCCACAGCAGCUACAGGCAUCGGCAUAAUGCUUAUGUCCUUCUACUCUGUCCCUGUCUUGAAGUUCAAUCGUCCUUUCAUGGUCUUGGUCACUGACCGCACCACAGAAGACACCCUCUUCGUUGGCAAGAUUAUCAACCCAAACAAAUGAUGAAGGGAACAUUUUGUGUUUGCUCAAGAACCCCUAUUGCAUCACCUAUAAAAAAAAACAAAUUAAAAAACUUUAACCUGU
Messenger RNA from Scophthalmus maximus (turbot), 1451 nucleotides. RefSeq names its product hibernation-specific plasma protein HP-55. The transcript is spliced from 6 exons. The record is from RefSeq and is a predicted model, not a curated record. Gene Ontology annotation, molecular function: serine-type endopeptidase inhibitor activity. Gene Ontology annotation, biological process: negative regulation of endopeptidase activity. Lineage: Eukaryota; Metazoa; Chordata; Actinopteri; Pleuronectiformes; Scophthalmidae. Bases 135 to 1370 code for a protein of 411 amino acids.